Molecule: messenger RNA, 684 nt
Organism: Gloeophyllum trabeum ATCC 11539
Lineage: Eukaryota; Fungi; Basidiomycota; Agaricomycetes; Gloeophyllales; Gloeophyllaceae
Exons: 2
Coding region: 1-684 (227 amino acids)
Source: RefSeq, a predicted model, not a curated record
AUGCUGACAGUCAUCGACAUCCUCUUCACGAAGGCUGAGGCUACUUGCCUCAGUAGUCAACAGGCCAUGUCGUCCCCGAUUAACACAGGAGGUGACGACCUGACGGAGGCUCACUCACUGGUUUCCUCGCAUCCAUCAGAGGAAGUCAGGCUUGUGAAACACACUACCACGUUGGCUCACUUCCUACCGCGUAUUGACCAUGUCUUUGAUGCAUUGCCUACCGUCGAGUGCGGCCUCGCGGCGCUCGACGAAGAAGUCACACAGGAGGAGUGGUGGAGCAUGCUGGCCGAACUCACAAAUCUCCCCGAUGGAGCAGGGAAUGUAUUUGCAGCCGCCGUUCAUCCUACGAACCGAGAUAUGCAAGGCAAAAGACCUGAGAUUACGACGAGCAGCGUCGAAGUCGGAACGUGCAAUACCUCACCUACUGCGUCUGACGACCUCCUCCCCACCACACCGACUGAUGACGACGGCUCGUCCACCGUUGUCCCCGGAGAGGCGGGCGGCGAAAACUCAUACGUCCUUCGCAGGACCAAGGGUGACGUCGGUCGGAACAGGUCGCCCCCUGACGCCCAGGGCUCUCCAAGACUUCACCCUGGAUUUCAUCAACGAGGCCACGGAGAGGUCGAGGAUCCCAGGCAACAGCUCGACACCUCCGCUGUCGAGGCACUACAUGGGGUACACUAG